Pomacea canaliculata is the source of this 1677-nucleotide messenger RNA. RefSeq names its product ATP-sensitive inward rectifier potassium channel 11-like. Lineage: Eukaryota; Metazoa; Mollusca; Gastropoda; Architaenioglossa; Ampullariidae. Gene Ontology annotation, cellular component: plasma membrane. The record is from RefSeq and is a predicted model, not a curated record. Gene Ontology annotation, molecular function: inward rectifier potassium channel activity. Gene Ontology annotation, biological process: regulation of monoatomic ion transmembrane transport; potassium ion import across plasma membrane. The transcript is spliced from 7 exons. Bases 201 to 1511 code for a protein of 436 amino acids.
AGGUGAGCAUGUCUCCCAACUGGGAUGGGUGAUGGUGAGGAGGUAUGUUUCUGUUUGUUAGGUGGGCAGUUGGGGGUGGGGGAUGUCCCUGCUGACAUCGAAGCAUUGGUUAGCCUAGACUUAGAACUGACUUCCCUUUCUCCUGACUUCAGGUGUCGUUAUUCUAGCACAACGCAGUCGCGCCAGAUAACACGAACAGGAUGGAAAGCCAAGUGACCACGGCAGAGAGACAGGAGGAGCUGGGGCAGACUCUCUUCUUGUUCGCGGAACCUGUUUCCACCCCCAAGAGAAGCCAGUGGCGACGCCUGUGGGUGAAUCUGCGCGAGCAUGUUAGAAGACGGUGUCAAAAAGAUGAUCCGGAAGUGAAGCGAAAGGCUGCAGUCGCCAAGAACGGCAACUACCGCAUCCACAACUCAGGCUUGUCGGAACAUAGACGUCGUUUCCUGGCCGACAUCUACAUCACCAUGAUUGAUCUCCCUUGGCGCUACGCCAUCGCCAUUCUCUUCAACGCAUUCCUGUUCUCAUUUCUUAUCUUCGCCAUCCUCUGGUGGCUGAUAGGUCACUCCAAUGGUGACUUUGAGAACUUUGGCAACCCAAACCACACGGCUUGCUUGAAGGGCGUCCAGGGGUUUGCAGGAUCUCUGCUGUUCUCUAUUGAAACCCAGACCACCAUCGGGUACGGGUUCGCUUAUCCUCGAGCAGAAUGUGCGGGCACCCUUCCACUGCUUUACAUUCAGGUUGUGAUUGGGUUCAUGUUGGAGACGCUGAUGCUCGGCUUCAUCUUCGUCAAAGUGGCGAGACCCAAGUAUCGGGCACAGACCAUUCUCUUCUCCAAACGCGCCGUGGUGUGCCUGGAGAACGGUGUGCCGUGUUUACAGGUUCGAGUGGGUGACCUGCGAAAAUCUCACUUACUGGACGCCUCCAUGACCGCCAUGGUGAUCCGCAGGCACUCCGCACCAGAGGGAGCGUUCUAUCCUCUCUACCAGCACAAGGUGGAGUUUGAAGCCCAUGGAAUGGGUAGUCGCAUCGUGUUGAUGUGGCCCAUCAUUUUGACACACCGCCUGACGCCUGACUCGCCUCUCUACGACAUGAGGCCAGCGGAUCUGAUGUCAGAAAGGAUGGAGCUGGUCCUGUUUCUGACGGGAACCGUUGAAGCCACGGGAGAAAUCUGCCAGGCCAGGACGUCCUACACUCCACAAGAGGUCAUGUGGGGUCACCGCUUCGAGCGCAUGGAGGAGUACGACAUGACACACGCGCGGUGGCACGUGGACUUUGCCAGCUUCGAUGACGUCGUGUACUGCCAGAACCUACGUCACAGCGCGCGCGAACUGGCGGAGCUGAAAGCCGCGCGACCGGAAAUAACGGCCAAACCGGAAGAGGAAGAAGCGGAGGCGACGAAGGGAAGCAAAGGAGCCAGAGAAAAACUAAAGGCCCUUCCGGUGUCACGUGAUAUAGCCGUGAGCGAAAGUUAUCAAAGAGCCUUGCGGCUGUUUCGACACGAGCGCAACUGAACGGGUGUCACCCACCCGACAGUCAAGCUCAGGUCCAGAUCGUAUGUGUGUGAGACUUCGAGAGAUCUCUGGCUUUCUGAGUUAGGGAUGCCAAUCCCCCUCACUCGAGAAAAUAAUGCAGUUGUUUUGACUGGAAUUACAUGCAAAUAAACACACCUGAACAGAA